This is a messenger RNA of Dioszegia hungarica, 1164 nucleotides long. RefSeq names its product cyclin-like protein. The coding region runs from base 1 to 1164 and encodes 387 amino acids. Lineage: Eukaryota; Fungi; Basidiomycota; Tremellomycetes; Tremellales; Bulleribasidiaceae. Gene Ontology annotation, molecular function: cyclin-dependent protein serine/threonine kinase activator activity. Gene Ontology annotation, cellular component: nucleus; cyclin/CDK positive transcription elongation factor complex. The record is from RefSeq and is a predicted model, not a curated record. Gene Ontology annotation, biological process: positive regulation of DNA-templated transcription, elongation; regulation of transcription by RNA polymerase II. The transcript has 7 exons.
AUGCGCCCGCUACGGAAGUCCGAAAAGCAAUGGCUAUUCCCAGCCUGGACGCUGCAGCAAACGCCCUCGCAAGAGGCUGGGAUGACCUAUGAGCAGGAGCUGCAGAAGCGGGCCCUAACCAUCGACUAUAUCCGCAGCUUGGCGAUGCGCGUCGAGCUGCAUGCUGAGAUCGCGGACGAGCAUUAUCCCGAACUGAACGAGGCCAGCCGCGCCAAGGGCGUCUUGACUCUGGCAGCGACGAUGGUACACCGGUUCUACAUGCGUCGGGCUAUACAAGACUUUCCGCCCGAAAUCAUGGCAGCGACCAUCCUCUUUAUCGCCUCCAAGAUUGAGGAGGAGCCGCUCAAGCUGCGGCAUAUUGUCAAUGCCUGUCUGGCGAAAUUUGACAGAAAUCUCAGUCUACGAUGGGAGCCCACCGGAGAUCACGGACCACCUCCGUCAGCAGCUUAUCAGAGCUGGGAGAGGGACAUCCUCAUCGUUGAGGAGCUCACGCAUGAAGCGCUCUGCUUCGACAUGAUUGUGGAUCAACCGUGGCCGGUGCUAUACCGCGGGGUACAAGGGUUGGACGCGUUAUGGACGGAUCAGGGCGGACCGCCGUCGUAUCUCCUAGCUGGAGGACCCGAAGAUGAGGCGAUGAAGGCGGAGCCAGUAGAGGACGCCGAAGAAGGAGAAGUAGAAGAGAAGAAGCCAGAGGCCGACCUGAAGAAAGGAAGAGUCACCGAGUCGAGGAUACUGACUCUUGGCUGGGCUAUCCUGCAUACCCUCUACAUGUUCCCUCUACCUAUCUUGUACCAUCCCAACAUCAUCGCAUUCGCUUGCUUCCGCAUAACGAUGAAGCUGCUUCUACCGGACGACGAAACGAUGCCUUCAUGUCUAGACGUUUUGGCCGACCGGUUCGGCCUGGAAGCAACACCUUCAGCGAAGAAUGGGGACGAGGCCGGCGACAUGGAGCUUGUCGAAGCCUGCACCCAGCAUAUCCGCGAGUUCGCUGCAGUCGACCUUCAGAUCAAGGGAGAUCAGAUCCUGCGAGUAUUGUGGGAUUGGGUUGCCGAUGAUCCACACAAUCCGCCAAAUACACAGAAACGCUUCUUGUCCCCUCAGCCCUCUUCGCCUUUCAUCACGACCGACGAGAUCAAAAUUGAGCCGAAAGCCGAAUUCGCCUAG